Messenger RNA from Acanthaster planci (crown-of-thorns starfish), 1728 nucleotides. RefSeq names its product beta-3 adrenergic receptor-like. The record is from RefSeq and is a predicted model, not a curated record. Lineage: Eukaryota; Metazoa; Echinodermata; Asteroidea; Valvatida; Acanthasteridae.
CUACAGAUCUCUUCAAAUCACGUUGACCCUCAACAGCUACGCUGGCCUGCUACCUUGUUAGCUGCCUCGGCUUCCCAUAUCAUCACUUGUUUGCCUGCUUGAAGAGAGUACUGUCCGAAACAUUAAAAGCUUAGUCUUCGGGCAGAGAUGGAUAGGCAGCAAUCUACUGAUGUACGUAUGUGUACCGAAGCCUGUCUUCAGAACCCAAACUUCAAAGAGUUCAGCAUCAUUGGUACUUCUUGAGCGUCUUGAAGCAGAGUAGCCACUACAAAAGACAGGACCUUGAGAAUGCUUCAUGUGCAAAAUAAAAUUUUUUAGGCAUAGUAAACUCGCCACGUUCAAGCUGCGGAAUUAAGGAUGACCUCGAUACAAGACUUUAAUUCAACCUUCGACCUCAUGUCCAUGUACCAGAAACAACAUCUGCCUCUUGUAAUGUUGGCCAAUGUUUUCAUGAUACUGACCGAAAUUGUGAUUUUCACUCUAAACCCUGUUUGUCUGCUGAGUCUAUGCCACGUUUGCAACAUCCAGCCGGCAAGCAAAGUAUUCAUGGCAUCCCUCAUGAUCUCUGAUCUCUGUACUGGACUCUUUUGGGGCUUGCCGCAAAUUAUUCAAAAUAUCACUGGGAAGUGGCCGCUUGGUGAGAGUGCCUGUGUGGCUUACGGUAUCUUGAAGUCGGCCCUGAUUACCAUGGGCAUGGAAUCCGUGCUGUUCUUGACUACAGAUCGCUAUGUUGCCAUUAUGCAUCCCUUGCGUUACCAGUCCAUUCUGACCAGGCGUCGUUCGCUGGUAGCCAUGGCGGGUGUUUGGGUCGUCACUUGUGUAGUGUGUGUGCUGCUGUUUGGGAUAUCGGGAACCGGCAGGCGCAUCAUUUCUCAGGAGGUCCCGCACUGGUGCGUGGAGGGCAAACGUGUCUUUGAGAAUUGCGUGGUCUUUGGAAUCUAUUCCGUGGUGCUCCUCGCCAUGUUUGCCAUGUACACCCGUAUCAUAAGGACAGCUCGCAGCCAAGCACGACGUAUUGCAGGCAACAUCCGGCCAGCCGAAGGGGAGGCUGGGCAAAGACGGCGGACGCGAAUCGCGACAAAGUCAACUGUGACAGUGAUCAUCAUAACAGGGACUCUGCUGCUGUGUUGGGUUCCAGACUGCCUGAGGGCACUGUUCAGAACUCUCUUGGGUGAUCUAUACUGGCCUAAUCCAGGCGUUGAAAUUCUCAUCAACACACUCUUACUCUUAAAUGGGGGCUUGAAUGUUGUCAUUUAUUACAUCAGAAACAAUGAUAUACGGCGAGCACUGAACCAACAAGUGUCCUUCUGCUGUCAAGUCAUGUGCCAACGACUACACCAGUUUGUUUGACAGAAAAUAGCAAUUGCACAUUUGCAAGUUGAAGUCCAAAGGCACAAUACGUUCAUAGCCAAAGCACAACAGCUGAUGUAAGCUUCAGAUAUCGUCCGGACUAGGAACUCAGUGUUGAGCAUGUGCCAAUGACAACUCUUGCCACUUAGAAGGAAAUCCCUUCUGGGGGUUUCUGGGUGCACAAAGCUAUAUUAACGAGUGACCACUGGUACGUGCCAGCUAGCACUGCUUGUGCAUGCUGAUCGCGGAGAAAUGUCGUGAGGAAAUGCACUGAACAACACUAAGUCACAACAUAUGAACUCAUUUCUUUGAAGUCUGUCAGACCCGAGAAGCUUCAGCCCGACGACAGGGGUCGAUCUGAAUAGCCUUGGGCACUUA